AUUUUAGAAAAUCGUACUAAAAUUAUUUCAAAUAAUAAUGUGUUUGGUUUACUUCAAAAUAAAGAGUUUUUUUUAAAGUACCGUCAAAUAGCAUCUAUCCUUAAACCAGUAAAAGAAUUAACAAAUAUUCUUGAAGCUCGCAAUGCAAAUUUAGCAGAAUGUUUUAUUGGUUUAACAAGACUUGCAACUAGUAUUAAUAGAAUAAAGUCGGGAAAUCAGUGA
Messenger RNA from Racocetra persica, 222 nucleotides. Lineage: Eukaryota; Fungi; Glomeromycota; Glomeromycetes; Diversisporales; Gigasporaceae. The record is from the annotation of a GenBank genome assembly.